GAGACUUUUAAGAAUUUAUUUCUAUAAUAUAUUAUAAAAUGGCCGACAAAGAAGUUCUUGUUUUAAGAGGUACCUUAGAAGGUCACAAUGGAUGGGUCACUUCCUUAGCUACUACCCAAGUUCAACCAGAUAUCUUAUUAUCUGCUUCUCGUGAUAAGACUUUGAUUGUCUGGAAAUUAACCAGAGAUGAACAAGCCUACGGUGUCCCAAGAAGAUCAUUUAAAGGUCAUUCUCACAUUGUUCAAGAUUGUUGUAUCUCUCCAGAUGGUUUAUUCGCCUUAUCUGCUUCAUGGGAUAGAACUUUACGUUUAUGGGAUAUUGAAACCGGUCAAUGCACCAGAAGAUUUGUAGGUCACACUGGUGAUGUUUUAAGUGUUUCCAUUGCUAAAAACUCAAGACAAAUCGUUUCUGCCUCAAGAGAUAAAACCGUUAAAAUCUGGAAUGCCAUUGGUUUAUGUAAAGAAACUUUACAAGGCCACUCUGACUGGGUUUCUGCUGUUAGAUUCUCUCCAGAAGAAUCUUCCUCCACCAUUGUUUCUGCUGGUUGGGAUAAAUUAGUCAAAUCCUGGGAUUUAUCUGACUACUCUGCCAAAGCUGAUUUCAUUGGCCACACCGGUUACGUCUCCUGUAUCACCAUCUCUCCAGAUGGAUCUUUAUGUGCUUCUGGUGGUAAAGAUGGUUCUAUUAUCUUAUGGGAUAUGACUGUUCCAAAGACCUUAUAUACCUUAAACUCCGGUGACGAAAUCUAUGCCUUAGCUUUUUCUCCAAACAGAUAUUGGUUAUGUGCUGCUACAUCUUCUUCAAUUAAAAUCUAUAACUUGGAAGAACGUAGAUUAAUGGGUGAAUUGAAACCAGAAUUCACCUCUACUGGUAAAACUAAAGACGCAGAAUGUAUCUCCUUAGCUUGGUCUUCUGAUGGUCAAAACUUAUUCACUGGUUAUACUGAUAAUAUUAUUCGUGUUUGGCAAGUUAUGACCAGCAGUUAAAUUUAAAUAUAUUUUUGAAAUUAAAUUAAAUUAAAUUAAAUUUAUCAAAAAUCAUUUAAAAUCUAACAAAAAAUAAAUGAAUCUUUAAUAAAAGUUUAAUCAUCUUAUAUACUUGAAGUCUUCCAAUUCUUAGGCC
Ascoidea rubescens DSM 1968 is the source of this 1122-nucleotide messenger RNA. RefSeq names its product 40S ribosomal protein RACK1. Gene Ontology annotation, molecular function: ribosome binding; translation regulator activity; protein kinase C binding. The record is from RefSeq and is a predicted model, not a curated record. The coding region runs from base 39 to 986 and encodes 315 amino acids. The transcript has 3 exons. Gene Ontology annotation, cellular component: nucleus; cytosol. Lineage: Eukaryota; Fungi; Ascomycota; Saccharomycetes; Ascoideales; Ascoideaceae. Gene Ontology annotation, biological process: rescue of stalled cytosolic ribosome; positive regulation of protein phosphorylation.